AUGGGCAAGAAACUUGACAGGGUUAUAGCGGGGACCCCUAAGAUGAUUUAUAAUGGGGUUUCAUCCUGCCUCUCGCUCCAACCUCCCCUCUCCGAGGGGGACGGUGAUCAGUAUGAUGACGAAUAUUAUGAUGAGUAUGAUGAUAAUAAUGAUGGUGGUGAGUGUGAUGAUGAUGAUGAUGAGUAUGAUGAUAAUAUUGAUGCUGAUGAGAAUGAUAAUGAUUAUGAUGAUGAGUAUGAUGAUGCUGAUGAGUAUGUUGAUGAGUAUAAUAAUGAUGAUGAGUAUGAUGAUGUAGAUGAUCAGUAUAAUGAUGAAUAUGAUGAGGAGUAUGAUGAUCAUAAUAAUGAUGGUAGUGAGUAUGAUAAUGAUCAUGAGUAUGAUUAUGAUGAGUAUGAUGAUAAUGUUGAUGACGAGAGAUUAAAAUAA
Macrobrachium nipponense is the source of this 426-nucleotide messenger RNA. Its product is annotated as prostatic spermine-binding protein-like. The record is from RefSeq and is a predicted model, not a curated record. Bases 1 to 426 code for a protein of 141 amino acids. Lineage: Eukaryota; Metazoa; Arthropoda; Malacostraca; Decapoda; Palaemonidae. The transcript has 2 exons.